Messenger RNA from Mustela erminea (ermine), 750 nucleotides. It is a transcript of the gene C10H1orf146, whose product is annotated as chromosome 10 C1orf146 homolog. The transcript is spliced from 6 exons. Gene Ontology annotation, biological process: synaptonemal complex assembly; reciprocal meiotic recombination. The record is from RefSeq and is a predicted model, not a curated record. NCBI's taxonomy places the organism in Eukaryota, Metazoa, Chordata, Mammalia, Carnivora, Mustelidae. The coding region runs from base 159 to 704 and encodes 181 amino acids. Gene Ontology annotation, cellular component: chromosome.
UGGAGUAGCCACGACCACGCAAGGGCCUCUGUGCCCCGCCCUCCAAGCGUCAAGCUACUCGUGGAACGUUCUGGAAGUUUGAGAGCCGACCUGGGCCCAGGGACCUGCUGAUUUGAUUGUGGCACCAUUAGAACCUGGGUUGAUCCAGAGACAGACAGAUGGCUGAAAAUGGCAGAAAAGAAAAAAUAAAAUGGACAACGACUAUUAUUAUUAGCUCAUCUCUUAAGAGUUACGAAGUUGCAACUGCUCUAGAAAAUCGAAGCCACAAGAUUCGGUACUCAGAUUCAGUGGAAAAUGGAUCAAUUAUCUUUUCUCUUUCUGGACUUGCAUUUUUAUUGAUGGAUGCUAAAGAAUGCUUUAUAUCAGCUGAAGAAAUAUUCCUAGCCAAAAUUGAAAAGUUUAUUAAUAUUCACCAAAAGAGUUUUUUGGUUCUGUCUGCUGCCCUCCAUGGACCUGAGGAAUGGAAACUGAUGUUCAGGAUUCAGCAGAGAUUCCUGGGUAGUAACUUACGGAUACUUCCAGUACACAACACAGUAAAUGCUAUUAAUCUUAUGUGCACUAUGGCUAAGACUGCCUCCAAACCAUACACAGAUAGCAUUUACUAUAGAAUGAUAACAACUGAGGCUUACAUCAUUGAGCAAAGUCCUGUUUGGAAAACACUUCAAAAGUUAAAACUGAGUAGUGAUUCCUGUAACCCAAAUUAGAAUAGCAAUUACAAAAGUUCUUUUGGAAGAAUGUUAAAAUAAUUAG